Molecule: messenger RNA, 2853 nt
Organism: Caenorhabditis bovis
Lineage: Eukaryota; Metazoa; Nematoda; Chromadorea; Rhabditida; Rhabditidae
Source: the annotation of a GenBank genome assembly
AUGUUCGAAGCCUACACGCCAAGUGAAGUUGCUCCAAAGCUUCCUGUUGAAGUAGCAUGCCUCACAUAUCAACAAUCUAGCAGCAGUGUUCUCGCCGGUGGCAAAACUGGCCACCUUUUCGUAUUCACAUCAUCCACUAAUAGAAGAGGCUUCGAAUAUACGAAUAUGUGCAAAAACUUUGAAAGGAGUUCGGUAUUAGAAUUAAGUGUGUGUGAGCGUGAGGAAAUUCUUCUUUGUGUAUCAGGAGGACAACUUGUAGCCCAUCGCUUAAAUGAUACAAAAUACGCUGUUGAAACGUUGUUGCACAAAGUGAAACCAGUUACAACUUUUGCAAAGUAUGAGCCAAAAGGAUCGGGAACACUUUACUUACUAGUUUCCUCGAAGAAGAAAUUGUUUCUAUUCAAAUGGGGACAAAAUGAAGGCCAUGAUGAUUUUGUGGAAGUUUCCUUCGACUAUAAUCCUGUCUUCACCGAUACCCCAACCUGCAUAAAAUGCGUCGAUGAACGAAUAUAUUUUGCUAGCCGUAGUGAUUACUAUUGCAUGAUGAUGAAAAAAGACUCAUCUUCUGAGAAAGAGACCUGGAGCGGCUUUAUCCAUCCCCUUCUUAACUUUCAAUCAAUUCCUGGAAUAAUUCCCAUGCAAGACCGAGGCAGAAUUGCAUUUGUUCGAAACGAAAAAGUUGUUACGACGAAUUUAGAAGGAUCAAAAGCACCAGAAGAAUUUAAAUUUUCGGAAUCUCCUCUUCAACUAGUUUACGAUGCUCCAUACCUCGUUGCAAUGCUUUCGAAGGGACGCGUUGAAGUUCGAUCAUCUUUUGAUGGUUCUACCAUUCAAACCUUGUCGUUUAACAGAGCAUUUACUCUUUGUAAUGGUCACAGAGGGCAAGUGUUUAUCGCAGCAACUAAUGAUAUUUGGCUUCUUGAUACAUCAGUCAAUUUGCGCAAAAAUGUUUCGAAAUUAAUUCAGGAAAGACAAUUUGAACUAGCGAUUCAACUCACCGAAGGAUCAAAUUUAUUCUCAGAAGAGAACAAAGUUGAAAUUAAGCGACAAGCGGCGCUCAAUUUAUUUCAGCAAAAAAAGUUUGAUGAAUCUUUUGCCUUGUUUGGCGAAAUAAAAACAGAAGUGCUUACCAUUCUUCAAAUGUUCCCUGAUUUGCUUCCUGAAGGAAUGAAAAGAAGUCCACAUGCUUUAGAUCUCGCGACAAAUGACAAAAUGAGGGCAAUGCUGGCUUUGGGAAACUUUUUAUCACAAAUAAGAACGGAAUAUGCGAAACAAAUCGAUUUUCACAAUAAAAGUAGGAGUCGAUCUGGUCAUGAUGAUAUCAAUAAGUUGCUGCUAACACUUCGUGUUGUAGAUACAACCUUGUUACGCUGUUACAUCAAGACGAAACCGACAUUGGUGGAUUCUCUGAUUCGAUUGCACAAUAACGCCUGCACUUUCGACGAUGCUGAAUCGAUUUUAAAAGAAGAAAAUAGGAUUCGGUCACUGUUUAUUUUAUACGAAUCAAGGAAAAAACAUGAAAUGGCACUUGAUCUGCUCAUUGAGCAAUCUUCAAAGGGUGACUGCGAUCCGUUUUUCAAUGAUGCAAUUGAGAAAAUUGUCGAAUAUCUUCAAUCAUUGGGAAAUGCCCAUAUUCAUUUGAUAUUUCGAUACGCUAAAUGGGUUCUAUGUAAGGAUUUGAAUGCGGGAGUUCAAAUUUUCAUUGGCGACGAAACCGAAAUGACGCGAAAUUUGGAUCGACGAGCAGUUGUGAACUUCAUGAUGAAUGAAUGCGUACCGGCUUUGAUCCCAUAUUUGGAGCAUGUCAUCUACAAAUGGGAAGAGACCGACGCGUUCUUCCACGAGACCCUUUUGGAAUAUUACGUAUUUAAAGUGAACGCGUUGUUCAAGGAAUACGUGCACGCUUUUCCUGAUGAUGAGAAUAUGACUCGAGCAGGAGAGGAAGAAGGCGAUCUUGGAAUAUACCGUCAACGACUUCUGAAGUUUUUGCAAUAUUCUCAAGCUUACAGCCCCCAAACUGUGCUUCUAAAGCUUUCGCCUCAUGCUUUUUACGAGGAACGCGCUUUAAUAUAUGGACGAUUGAAACAACAUGACAAAGCGUUGGCCAUAUAUAUUUCCACAUUGAAAAAUAAUGAAGCUGCUGAAAAAUACUGUGAACUUUAUUACAAUCCAUACGAUGAAGUGAAUUCUCAGGUAUUUCUGCAACUUUUCCGAGCUCUUGUGUCUUCAUCAAACCCGCCAACUGAGCAAAUCAUUUCACCAUUUGGCUCAUAUCGUGAUGAUUUGUCUGAAAUUUCUACUGCCACUACUGCUGCGUCUACAAUUUCGGCGCAAAAUAUUGCUGAUGUGAAUGAGGCAAUCAAGAUUUUAGCCAAACACGCGGACAAAAUACCAACAAUUUCUGCAUUAAGUCUUCUCCCAUCUCAAACUCCGUUGAGAAUAGUUUCUUCUGCUUUAAAUGCUGUAGUCCAAACCACUAAUGACGUUUCAAAUAUGUGUUCACUCCAAAAAUGUGUUUCACAAUGUGCAUUGGAAAAACGGCAGGCUAAAAAACUUGCAGCUGAAUCCAUUAAAAUUGCCAUAAAUCAUUCUACGGAAUGUGUUGUUUGUGGAAAAAAGCUCGGUGUAAUCACCAUCACGAUGCCAAAAGAAAUUAAGGAAAUCAAAGAGUUCCUGGUGAAGGCUCGCAGAAAGGACGCCAAAUCUGUUAAGAUAAAGAAGAACAGCAACAACACCAAGUUCAAGGUCCGAUGCAGCAAGUACCUUUACACCUUGGUCGUCGGAGAUAAGGACAAGGCCGAGAAGCUCAAGCAAUCGCUUCCACCAGGCAUUCAAGUCAAGGAGCUGAAGUAA